UGUUGUUAGCUUUUUCCCUUCUCUUCCUUGAUUAGAAAAGGAAAGGGCAGCAGCCUCCUUCUGCCUGACUGGACAGCCUGCUUGCACUUUGUCGCUUUUAUCGCAACAGAUCCAAACAACUCCCAUCGGCUUCAGUUAAUUUUUUAUUUCUUUGGUUUUGUUCUGGCCUUUCUUUGAAUGGAUCAGCUUGUCUUCUGACUGGGCUUCCAUUUGUGCUGUGGAUGUGACAGCCAACCAUGCUGCUGCUACUGCUGCUUGUCUGCCUGCAAACUUCACUGCAACAACAGACUCCUCCCCCCGGUCGCUGUGACAUCUCGCAGAGAAGCGACGCCUACACUUCCUGUACGUCCUGCGCCGCCGUGGCCACCAGCAGCUGCCCGCACGGCUUCAGCAAGGUUGGCACCACCAACUGCAGCUAUGUGGUGCAGAUCGGCGGCAGGGAGACGGCGCUGGACGGAUGUCGUCAUCUUUGUGUGAAGAGUUAUAUGCACCCACUGUGCUGCCCGCAGUACUGGGGGCCGCUUUGUCUCGCCUGUCCCAGCUGGUCGGGGAAGACCUGUAACUUCCAUGGCACCUGCGUGGAUGGAGACCUGGGCAAUGGCACCUGUGUCUGUGAUGAAGGAUUCAGUGGCUUUGCCUGCCAGGAGUGCAGCAAAGACAAGACUUAUGGCAAAAAGUGUGAUCAAGCGUGUGAUUGUGUGCACGGAUUGUGCGACCAAGGUCCAGACGGAAGUGGACAGUGUUUGUGCCAGCCGCCAUACACGGGCAAGCGUUGUGACCAAGUGAGCAGCAAGUGCAGUUCUUGCAGUCCUUACUCGUACUGUAAAGGAGAAGGAGAGGCCGCCACGUGUGAAUGUUUGCCAGGCUACAGGAAGACUCAGCAGAACAAAUGUGCAAGCGUGUGUGUGGCCAGCAGCUGUGAUGUCAACGCACAGUGCUCCUCCCAGGGGUCAAAGGUCAGCUGCGCCUGCAAGCCAGACUUUGAGGGCGACGGCAGAAUCUGCGUUCCCAAAAACCCCUGUGUGGUCAACAAUGGAGGUUGUCCUUUCAACUCCACCGUCUGUGUCUUCAAAGGACCCAACAAGGCACGCUGCGAGUGCAUGUCCGGCAUGUCUCCAAUAGGGGGAGACACUGGGUCGGGCUGUCAGCUGGUGUCAGCCUGCUCGCCCGACACCUGUCACUCUUCUGCAGUCUGUCAAACUGGCCUGAAUGGGAAAGCCAGAUGUGCGUGCCAGCCAGGCGAGAUCAGCGAUGGGCACCGUUGCUAUGGCACCCUGAUGGAGCAGCUGUGGGAGCUGGACAGGAGUGGCGACCAGAGAGGAAAGCUGACGGGCGCCGUCAACCUGUUUGAGAAAGGCUGCUCACAGCUGCUCAGUCACAGUGGACCAUUCACAGCUUUUGUCCCUCUCCUCAAAACUCCUCUGACUUCCGUCAACGAGGAGCAGACGUGUCGCAACCACCUGAUCAUAGGCCAGCACGUCCUCAAGGACAUGGAGGCCCGAGACUUCAACAUGUACGGAGGUGCCAGGAUGAGGAGCAAGGACAACAAGAGGUUUAUCCUGAUGGAGGAUCCCAAGCGCCUGUACACCAUCAUCCAGGCGGACCUCCCGGCGGCCAAUGGGAUCAUCCACAUCAUUGACCUGCCAAUCAGGAGCCCGCCUCCUGACAGGACGGCUCCAGAAGACACGCACCAAGAUUUGUCCAUUGGCGAGAUUGUGAGGAAGGAGCCGUCGUUCAAUCGCUUCCUGUCUCUGGUUGACAACUGCGGGACGCUGCUCCCUCUGAGCGGACCAGGACCGCUGACUGUUUUCAUCCCCAGCAACGAGGCCGUGGACAAAGCCCGAGACGGGAGCAUCCUCUACAUGCUCAACCACGCCAAAUAUAAACUCCAAGAACUGCUAAAGCACCACAUUUUCUCCAAGGCCAGUCUGACAGGUGACGACCUGGCAGCUCUUCCCCGCAUCGAGACCAUGGCCAAUCAGAUGCUGACCAUCUCCACGUCUUCCGACGGUGACAUCGUGGUGGGCGACAACGGUGCACGCGUGCUCAGCACCACCCGGGCGCGCAACGGCUUGAUCCACUCCAUCGACGGUCUGCUGUACCCGCCAUCCAUCCUCCCCAUCCUGCCUCACCGCUGCGACAUCACGGAGAGCAAGAUCACCGUGGGGCCGUGCGUGCACUGCAGUUACCUCUAUGACACGUCCUGUCCAGAAGGCAGCGCAGAAAUGAACACUCACCUGAUUGGCUGCGAUUAUGUGGCGACUCCCCUGAGGCGGUUGCAGAGCAAAGGCUGCGCCAAGUACUGCAACGUCACCAAGCAGACCCCGGAGUGCUGCAAAGGUUUCUUCGGGCCGGACUGCAAACCGUGCAUCGGCGGCUUCCAGCACCCGUGUUACGGCAGAGGAACGUGCUUUGAUGGUAUCCAUGGCAACGGCUCAUGCGGCUGUCAACCGGGCUUUGAGGGCGUGGCCUGCCACAUCUGCGCCGACCCGUCCAAGCACGGGGAGGACUGUGACGAAGAGUGUCGCUGUUUGCACGGCGUGUGCGACAACCGUCCCGGCAGCGGCGGCGCCUGUCGGAGAGGAUCCUGCUCGGAGGGCUACUCGGGAGAGAGGUGCGAUAAAAAAGCCAUGCCCUGCAACUCGGACGGACUGUUGGAACACUGUCACAUCCACGCCUACUGCACACACACGGGACUGCAGAGCACGUGUGUGUGUCGCGAUGGCUAUGAAGGCGACGGCCAUUCAUGUGCCGCCAUCAACCGGUGUCUGAAGAGCAACCGAGGGGGUUGUGAUGCCAACGCCGACUGCGUGUUUGUGGGUCCCGGCGACGUGUCCUGCCUGUGCGUGGAUGGUUGGACUGGUGACGGCCUGGUGUGUGUGGAGAUCAACAACUGCCAGCUGGAGAGUCGAGGAGGCUGCAGCCCCAACGCUGACUGCAACCAUAUUGGACCUGGCCAGAGCAACUGUGUGUGUAAAUCGGGUUACAUGGGCAACGGCGUGGUGUGUGACCUGGUCAACCCCUGCUACAAGAACAACGGGGGCUGCCACGACCUGGCAAAGUGUGAGCAGAAGGAAGACGGCAACCACACGUGCACGUGCCCCGACGGCUACGCUGGAGACGGCGCCAUCUGCUAUGGAACAUUAUUGGAGGAGCUGGACAUGAACCCGAAGCUCUCCAGCCUCUACUACAUGAUCCAUAAGUACAGUCACGCCUCCGAGGACCUGAGUGGCAACCUCACGGUGCUGGUUCCCACCCGGCAGGCCCGGAUUAACAUGAGCACCGGGGAGACUUUGUUCUGGACCGCCCGACACCGCAUGCCCCACUUCCUGAGGGCUCACAUCCUGCAAGGGAUCUACUCAAUAGAAGACCUGGGGACAAUGGUGGGCCAGAAGCUUGCCUCCUUGAACACACCAACCCUGUGGGAGAUCAGGAACAGCAGCAGAGGACUUCUGAUCGGAGACGCCUCCAUCGUGGAACGCAACCUGCCUGCGGUCAAUGGCUACAUCCACAUCAUCGACCGGAUUCUGCUGCCUUCGCUUUCGGACCUCCCACCCGAGCCUCCCAGUCUCAUGGCCUUCCUGAACUCCUCCCCCGGCUUCAGUCUGUUCCGAGAGUACGCUCUUAUGUACAACCUGUCCGAGGAUGUCAACAUGACGGACUUUACCCUGCUGCUGCCCACGGACGAGGCCAUCCGCCAGCACCUGCGCGAGACUAACUCCACCCAACUGGACUCUGACGUGUUCAAAUACCACCUGAUUCUCAAAGAGCUGCUCUUCCCAGACCGACUGUUCAACGGCAUACUAAAGAGCACUCUGCUGGGCAGUGACUACCAGGUCCAGUUCCACCUUGACAACAACAACCAGACGGUUGUGAACGACGUUCCGCUGGACGGCACUUUUACCGAGACGCAGUACGGCGUCAUCAUGGUCCUCCCUCAGGUCCUCAAAGUCCGCCGCAACAGAUGCAGCCAAGAGGUCACGCUGCAAGUCAAUGGACGGUGUACCGACUGUAACGGACCUCCUCGCUGCCUCUACAGAUACAAGCCAAUUAAAAUGCAGUUUCCGGAGAAGAUGAAAUCCAACUGUUGGUACAGGAAGCGUGUUGGCUCCAGGAGGAAGUCGAUGCCAGGCUGUGUCAUCAAAUGUCUUCAGGUCACCAAUCAUCACUCCUGUUGCUCCGGUUACUACGGCCACGAGUGCUACAAAUGUCCCGGAGAGGUCGGCAGCUGGUGCUCCAAUCACGGGAAAUGUGAGGACGGUGUCCUUGGCAACGGGGAGUGCCGUUGCUACGAGGGUUUCCAUGGCACUGCCUGUGAAGACUGCGAGCCAGGACGUUACGGCGUCAACUGCUCUUCCAAGUGCGCCUGUGACCAUGGGAGAUGUGACCAGGGUUUGACAGGAAGUGGCAAAUGUGAGUGUCACAAAGGCUGGAAGGGAGCGAAGUGCUCCAUAGAGAUCAAGGAUGACGCUUGUGGAGGAGUGUGUGACGAGAAUGCCAACUGCAUCACGGGGCCGCAGGGCACGGCCGCGGCCUGCGUGUGUGUCGCAGGCUACGAAGGCAACGGCACCCUUUGCAGAGAGGUGGACGUGUGCAGCAGAUCCAACGGCGGCUGCUCGCAGUUUGCCACCUGUGCCGGAGUCUCCACGGGGGAGCGCACCUGCGCCUGCAAGGAGGGCUACACGGGCGACGGCGUGGUCUGCCUGGAGGUCGACGGCUGUCUGGUCAACAACGGAGGAUGCCACAAGUCGGCUGAAUGUAUCAGGACGGGCCCGAAUACUGUGGCCUGCAGGUGUCAGGAGGGCUUCCAAGGGUCCGGCAGGUUCUGUUUCCCAGUCAACCCUUGCAAGACCAACAAUGGCGGCUGCAGCAAGUACGCCAGCUGCAAGUACCUGGGUCUGGGUCAGAAGAACUGCUCUUGCUUCAGAGGCCACGUGGGAGAUGGCUUCGAUUGCCGGGGAAACACUAACUCAGAGGUGUACCGGAACCCGGAGAAUGCCGUCUUGCGCCAAAUGCUCACAAGUUCAAACUCUCGAAGUCUUUAUGGAAGUGGGCCGUUCACCGUCUUCGUCCCUGUGGCCAACAACGACACAUUUUCUUCUAUUGAAGAAUGGAAGCAGUCCAAUCGUCUAAACGACCUGGUCCGUUACCACAUUGUUUCCUGUGAGACUCUGACUCUGAACGACCUCCAGACCACGGACAGCGCCGUCGCCACAUCGGGAUCUGUGCUGCGCUUCAGCUUGCAACGGGGCUCGGUGUGGAUCAACAACAGUUCCAGGAUCGUCACCAGCGACUACGUCACAUCCAACGGCGUCAUCCACUACAUCGACACCCUGCUGACGCCCUACAGGCUGCAGGACAAAGGUCGCCUGAAGGAGAUGAACUUGACGGCCGCAGCUGACUUUUACGGCUACGGCGCCUUCUACCAGCUAGUGGAGAGGGCAGGAUUGCUCCCGCUGCUGCAGAUGUCCAUCCACCAGCCCUUCACCAUGUUCUGGCCCACGGACCGGGCCCUCGGCUCCCUGCCGCCCGAAAGACAGCGCUGGCUCUCCAGUCCUGACAACCAAGAGCAGCUGGCGGCCAUCGUCAAAGCCCACAUCGUACGCAACUCCAAGAUUCUGGAUGUCAGUCAGCCGGGUCCAAACACGUGGUUCCGCACCAUGCACGGAUCAAAAAUCAAAUACUCCUGUGACAAGAGUCUGGUGGGGUCCAUAUUGAUCAAUGAAAACGCGGCCAGAUUAGUGGAGCGCUUCUUGACCUUCAAAGAAGGUGUGGCCUACGGCAUCGACCAGUUACUGGAGCCGGCCGGCUUGGGAGCGUACUGCAGCAGCAUGGAGAACAGAACCACUUUUGGACGAUGCGGACGCUGUCUCUUCCCCCCACCUUGCCCCGUCAGACACCAGGACACGGGACGAGUGGAAGGUUGCAUGAGGUCCCGCGCCAGGUACUCUCUGGGCUACAUGCGAUGGUCAGGUGACCUGGACACACUGGGAAGAUUUGGCUGCAAGAGAGUCUGUAAAUUCCCCACCUGGGUCCAGAAGUGCUGCAAAAACCACUACGGCCCAGACUGUCAAGUGUGUCCAGGGGGCGUGGAGUCUCCUUGCAGCGGGCAUGGUGCUUGCGAAGACGGCCUGGGUCGCUCGGGAAAGUGCAACUGUCUCACGGGCUUCAAAGGCACGGCGUGCGAGAUGUGUACCACAGGAAGUUACGGCCCCAACUGCACAGCAUGUGCGUGUGAGAGGCAGGGGUCAUGUGACGAGGGCAUGGAAGGGUCCGGCCAGUGUGUGUGCAGGCCGGGCUGGAAGGGCGAACGCUGUGAGAUCGACAUCGGCUCCAUCCCGGAGGAAUGUCGGCUGUGCCACCCUCAGGCCAGCUGCUUGCCGGGCCGCGGAUGUCUCUGCAAACCUGCUUUUCGGGGGAACGGCACCUUCUGCAGUCCUGAGCCCCCUCCAGAUCUCUGCUCCGAGUACAACGGCGGCUGUCACCAGGAAGCAGACUGCAACCAGACGCUGCUGCAGGUCAACUGCACCUGUCGCAGCGGUUACCAGGGCGACGGGUACUCCUGCGAGGCCGUCAACAGAUGUGUGGAGGAGACAAACGGCGGCUGCAGCGACUUCGCUUCCUGCAAGUUCACAGGUCCGAACGAGCGGGAGUGUGAGUGCUUGCCGGGAUACGUGGGUAACGGCGUGCAGUGUCUGGAGAAGGUGGCGCCCCCUGUUGACCGCUGCCUGGAAGACAACGGAGGCUGCGAUGCCGUGGCCUCCUGCAAAGACUUGCAUUACCACGCCAACACAGCGGGAGUCUUCCACCUGCGCUCCCCGGACGGGAAGUACAAGAUGAACCUCAGUCAAGCGGACGCCGCCUGCCAAGCCGAGGGCGCCGUGUUGGCCAACCUCAAACAGUUGGGGGAUGCACAGCAGCUGGGGAUGCACCUGUGCGUGGCGGGCUGGAUGGAAGGAGGUAAGGUGGGAUACCCGACCCGCUUCCCCAGCGUGAGGUGUGGCGACAACCACGUGGGCGUGGUCCUCUACAAAGAACCUGUAGACCAGCAGAGCCAGUACGACGCCUACUGCUACAGAGUGGAUGACGUGACCUGCACCUGUCCCGAUGGAUAUGUGGGAGACGGCGGCUUCUGUAACGGCGUUCUCACCGACGUCCUGGCGGCGCACAGCAACUUCUCCAUCUUCUACAAGUUCUUGUUGGAGUACGGCGGCUUCUCCACAGAAGGCAAACACCUCCUGGAGUUUUUAGCGCACAGGAAGUCGGAGGUGACCUUGUUUGUGCCCCACGACGCUGGGUUCAGCCCCAGCCAGGUGACCUGGACUUUUUCUCUAUAAUCUCUAAAUAGUGUUUCAAAACAUGUUCUACCGAUGUCUACAUUCAAAACAUUGAAGAAUAUUGGUCCAGUUUCGUUUUCUUUCCUUUUUUCCAUUAAGCACCCUGAAAACAAUCCACAGUGUGUCGAGCAAUACAAAGAUGUCAAACA
Nerophis ophidion (straightnose pipefish) is the source of this 7486-nucleotide messenger RNA. It is a transcript of the gene stab1, whose product is annotated as stabilin 1. The transcript is spliced from 65 exons. Bases 237 to 7337 code for a protein of 2366 amino acids. NCBI's taxonomy places the organism in Eukaryota, Metazoa, Chordata, Actinopteri, Syngnathiformes, Syngnathidae. Gene Ontology annotation, biological process: cell adhesion. Gene Ontology annotation, molecular function: hyaluronic acid binding. The record is from RefSeq and is a predicted model, not a curated record.